AUGCAGGCAGAAAGAGCAGCGUCGCUCGCGUUUUGGCUGGCCCAGCACCGUCCGGUAGCCGAGGUGCGCGUGGAUGCCGGCGACCUCGCGCCGGAGCUGCUGCUGUCGGUGCGGGAGUCCUACCGCGUCGACUUCGAAGCAGGACAGCUUGCCUUGACCGUGAGUCCGGAGAGCGGCGACCAGGACGACGCGGCCAGCGAUGGGAAGUUCGAGAUGGACGGCUUGCCGAUAAGGCGACAGGAUGCGGCUGCCAGUGCCAAAGAGUACUUGGAGAAGCAUGAACUGCUACCUUAUCUGCAAGGCCUCCUCGAGACCGUGUGCAAGGAGAAGCCGGCGAACCCCUACCGUUUCCUGUGGCGACAGCUUGGCCUGGCCUUGGAGGCCUUGCCACCGAAGGGGCCCGCCGAGGGGCCAACCGGGACGACCGGGAAGGCGCAGGCGCCAGAGCCCGAAGAGGGCUUGCCGGAGCCUUCCACGCGCCCUGGCACUCCCGCCGAGCUCGAAGGGAGCCGAGCCACAACGCCGCUGCCACCGCCACCUUUGCAGCCCACUUCAGAGGAGGCCGGCACUGCUGCUGGAUGUGUGGUGGCGUGUGCAGACGCGCUGCCGGAGCCGCUGAAGAGCGAGAUCCAGGAGGCUCUCGAGGCUCCUUCCGAGUCGCACCUGCAGUGGCUGCACGCGCUGGCGGGCGUGGAGGACUUCGAGAAUCUGCGACUUCAAGCACUCGCACUUUUUCAAAGUUCGAUUCAACAGGGCACUCUGCAGGAGGUGUUGCAAGGCCGGAGUGAUCCCAUGGAGAAGGGCACAGAGGCUCUGCGGGUGCUGCUGCGCGAAGCUCUUGGCCGCUCCGCCGUGGAGGGUUCACUGCAAGCCCUGCUUGGCGAGGACACGGGCUUGGAGUCGAGCGGCAGCGGGCUGGGCCUCUUGCCGGUUCCUCCACCAGGUGCCAAGCCGCCGGUUGCGAGGCCCAGGCCGCACUUCAAGGAUGCGAGCCCAUCAGAGGAUGUGAGCGCGUGCCGAAUCCUCACUCAGCGAAUACUUUGCCGCGCGGCAUCCCGCGUGUACAAAGCAAAUGCUCGAGAGCCGCCGGAGCUGGCGCGGCUUGAGGAUGCCAACGCGUGCCGCAUCCUCACUCAGCGAAUCCUGUGCCGCACGGCAUCCCGCGUGUACAAAGCAAGUACCAAAGAGCCGCCAGAGCUGGCGCGGCUUGAGGAUCCGGGUCUUGGUCCAUCCGACGAUUAUUUAUCCGAGGAUGUGUACGAGGAUGCCAACGCGUGCCGCAUCCUCACUCAGCGAAUCCUUUGCCGCACGGCAUCUCGCGUGUACCACUUAAGUGCCAGUGAGCCGCCCGAGCUGGCACGUCUUGAGGAUCCGGGUCUUGGUCCAUCCGACGACUAUUCAUCCGUGGACGUGUGCGAGGAUGCCAGCGCGUGCCGCAUCCUCACUCAGCGAAUCCUUUGCCGCACGGCAUCCCGCGUGUACAAAGCUAGUGCCAAAGAGCCGCCGGAGCUGGCGCGACAUGAGGAUUGCAGAGAACAGGACGCCGAGGACCAGGGCACAGAGCCCAGCUCUUGCCGAGGCCGAGGCGGCAAAGAGGCCAUGCCAGAGGCCGCGUCGCAGGGCGGCGCUUCGCCCGAAGCGAAAGAUGCGAAAGCAAAGCGCCUGAUGGAGUUGCGGCGGAGCUUCUCGGCCCUGAAGCAAAGCCACGGCCUCCUCCAACGAAAGGUCAGCAAGAUUUCGCGAGCUGCUGAUGAGGUGCGACGGAACACCGACCAAGCAGUGCAGCUGCUGAGCCCGAAGUGA
Symbiodinium sp. CCMP2456 is the source of this 1803-nucleotide messenger RNA. Lineage: Eukaryota; Dinophyceae; Suessiales; Symbiodiniaceae. The record is from the annotation of a GenBank genome assembly.